This is a messenger RNA of Cynara cardunculus var. scolymus (artichoke), 798 nucleotides long. RefSeq names its product acid phosphatase 1-like. The record is from RefSeq and is a predicted model, not a curated record. The transcript has 3 exons. Gene Ontology annotation, molecular function: acid phosphatase activity. The coding region runs from base 1 to 798 and encodes 265 amino acids. Lineage: Eukaryota; Viridiplantae; Streptophyta; Magnoliopsida; Asterales; Asteraceae.
AUGGAUUUUCUAGGAUUCACCAUGUUCUUGUGUCUUGUUUCCGUGGCUUUCUGUCAAAAAACCAUGGAUAUCGACAUCGAUCUCCUUCCGAGACCUUUGAUCAUCGAAUACCCAGAACACCGACUGAAGAACAUGACGGAGGAGCUUCAUAUGCAAUGCACGAGUUGGAGAGUCGCGGGUGAAUCGAAUAAUUUGAGUCCAUGGAGAACGAUUCCAGUGGAAUGCGCAGAUUACGUGAAAGCGUACAUGUUGGGUCGGUCGUAUAAUUUUGAUCUUGAAAUGGUUUCGAAGGAGGCUGGAGUUUAUGCCAAGAGCCUGCAAUUGAAGGAUGAUGGAAUGGAUGCUUGGAUUUUCGAUGUCGAUGAGACCUUGCUCUCGAAUCUUCCCUAUUACUCCGAACAUGGUUUUGGGUUGGAAGCUUUCAAUAGUGCCCAAUUCGACAAAUGGGUACUCGAAGGGGUGGCACCAGUGAUCGAACCCAGUUUGAAGCUAUACGAAGAGGUUUUAAGGCUCGGGAUCAAGAUCAUCCUGUUGACAGGACGCAAUGAGGACAAAAGGAACGUUACCGUUACAAAUCUAAUGAAUGUUGGAUACCACAAAUGGGACCAACUCAUUUUAAGAGGUGACAAUGACCAUGGAAAAUCAGCCAUUGCAUUUAAGUCAGAAAAGAGGAAAGAGAUUAUGAUGGAGGGAUUUCGGAUUAUCGGAAACUCGGGUGAUCAAUGGAGCGAUUUAGUAGGUAAUUCAACAGCCAGCAGAUCGUUUAAACUUUCGAAUCCGAUGUAUCAUAUACCUUGA